CUAGCUCAGGCUGCUCACAGUUGCUGCCUGCUGUUUGCUCUCGGGAUGGCUGUCCUUUUUGCAGAGAGUCUGGGGGCGAUCCGGGCCGCUCUGUCCGACCAGACCUGGAUCCUUCUCAUCACUUUCCUGCUCCUGCUGGCCUGGUACAGUGUUUUACCAUUUGGGUUAUUUAAACGCAUUGGAGUUCCAGGCCCAAGGCCACUGCCAUUCAUUGGAACAUUUCUACAUUAUAGAAAGGGUAUGUUUGGAUUUGACACAGAAUGCUACAAGAAAUAUGGAAAGAUAUGGGGGAUUUAUGAUGGACGGUUACCCAUUCUCUCAAUCUUGGAUCUUGAUCUCGUUAAAACCAUCUUUGUAAAAGAAUGUUACACUUUGUUCACCAACAGGCGGGACUUUGGUCUGAGUGGACCAUUGACUGAGUCGAUCCUGGUGGUUGAAGAUGACCAUUGGAAGAGAAUCCGAAGUGUGCUUUCACCAACUUUCACCAGCGGGAGACUGAAAGAGAUGUGUCCAAUCAUCAGUCACUAUGCAGAAAAUCUUGUAAAGAAUGCCAAAAAGAAAACAAAGCUGAAUGAAUCUGCUGACAUGAAAGAUUUCUUUGGAGCAUACAAUAUGGAUGUGAUUACCAGCACUGCAUUCAGUGUGGAUGUCGACUCGAUCAGCAAUCCCAAUGACCCAUUUGUAAAAAAUAUCAAAGAAAUAAUAAAAUUCAGCCUCUUUGACCUUAGCAUGAUCAUUUCUGUUCUCUUUCCUUGCAUUAUUCCAAUCCUGGAAAAAAUGGGUGUCAGCUUCUUCCCAAGAAAUGCAACUGAUUUUUUUAUGAAAGUCCUAAAGGAUUUGAAGGCAACGAGACAAAACGGAGUGUGCACUGAUCGGGUGGAUUUUCUGCAGCUGAUGAUUGAUUCUCAGGUGACAAACAAACAAAACACUGACAGCAAGUCGAGAGACAAAGCUCUGACUGACACAGAGAUUUUGGCGCAGGCUUUGACCUUCAUCUUUGCUGGGUAUGAUACCAGUAGUACUACAUUAGCAUUUGCUGCAUAUAAUCUGGCGAUGCACCCAGAUGUACAGAUGAAACUGCAGCAGGAGAUCGAUGAGACUUUCUCUAACAAGGCUCCUGCCACAUACGAUGGAGUGAUGCAGUUGGAAUAUAUGGACAUGGUGAUAUCUGAAACCCUACGAAUGUUCCCCCCUGUCCCCCGACUUGACAGAGUGUGCAAGAAAGAUGUCCAGCUCAAUGGGAUAACUAUUCCAAAGGGGACUAUCGUCAUGGUUCCUUCCUAUGUCCUGCACCGUGAUCCAGACUACUGGCAGGAGCCUGAAGAGUUUAGACCUGAAAGAUUCAGUGAAGAGAAUAAGGAGUCUCGGGAUCCUUACACCUUCCUACCAUUUGGAGUGGGCCCUCGGAACUGCAUUGGGAUGAGAUUUGCUCAACUGGCAAUGAAGAUGGCACUCACCUCUGUCUUGCAACAUGUGACCAUUGUGCCUUGUGAAGAGACAAUGAUUCCAUUAGAACUAGAUGUGACUGGAUUCAUGCAGCCUAAAAAGCCGAUAAUCCUGAAAUUUGUGCCAAGAGUGAAUGCUGAUUCAAAGGAAUAAACUACUUGGUACAAAUACACAGAACUGUGUUUGCAUAAGAUAAUCAAAUGAAAAUACAGUACAACCUCGAUUAUCCGAAUUUUGGAUUAUCCGAACAAGAUCUCAAGGUCCCGUAAAAAUGGCAUUAGGCAACUCAGCAUUCAGUUAUUAGUUAAACGGCAUUAUGGUGUGCAUUGCCAGAUAACCGAGGCACGUUCUAUAACCAGCACUCAACGUUUGUUAUGAUCAUUUCAAUUAUCCAAAUGAUCAGUUGUCCGAACAAAUACUCACUGCCUGUCUCGUUUGGAUAAUCGAGGUUGUACUGUACAUGAAAACUUGUAACUCAAUUUAAAUCUAUAGGAUCAGAAAAAUGUAUUAGCAUGAAUGUUAACUUUUUUUUUCUACUGUUAAAACAGUGAGGGAGCCUCUGAUGUUCUACAAGUGAUUUACUCAACAGGAAAAGAUCUGUCAAGUGAAUAUUAAUUUUUUUUUGUAAUCUUAGGUGUAGAAAUAAUUAUGUGAUUGUAAAAUUAUUAGACUACCUACGAUCGUUUGAAUAUAACUUUUUUCAUAGCAAAUAUAUCUAAAGGAUUUCUUAAAACUAAUUGUAAGUAUUGUGGUAAAAAUGUAAACAACAUGGGUUAAUGUUUUGUUUCGGCUACCUUGUAUACAAAAGAGCUUGCAGGGUUAUUCUUCAGAAAAUCAUGCCAAGGGGACAGCUCACUUGGAAGACAGAUUGUUAUUGAAUUUGUCAACAUUCUGCAAUCUAAAUAGAACAAGCUCUCAAAUCGUAUUACAAAUGGUGGAAACUUGAAGCAAAUGGGUUCAAGUUCCCAAGUGUGCAGCAAAUCAACCAACAUAAUUAGAGAGUUGACACUUCAAUUCAAAAUAGUUUAAAAGUAUCUGAAACUGA
Molecule: messenger RNA, 2491 nt
Organism: Chiloscyllium plagiosum (whitespotted bambooshark)
Lineage: Eukaryota; Metazoa; Chordata; Chondrichthyes; Orectolobiformes; Hemiscylliidae
Product: cytochrome P450 3A21-like
Molecular function (GO): heme binding; iron ion binding; steroid hydroxylase activity
Source: RefSeq, a predicted model, not a curated record